Molecule: messenger RNA, 1500 nt
Organism: Bactrocera latifrons
Lineage: Eukaryota; Metazoa; Arthropoda; Insecta; Diptera; Tephritidae
Gene: side
Exons: 7
Molecular function (GO): protein binding
Source: RefSeq, a predicted model, not a curated record
ACUCGCCCAGAUGUCGACCGGGCACCGAGCAAACGUCAAUCGGCGCGCUAAACAUGCACUCGGUGCAGGUAAAAUGCGAAGUGGAUGCGGAUCCGCCAGACUCGGUGAAAUUCAGUUGGACCUACAACAACACAAGAAAUGUGUCGCCGGUGCUCAAUUCGAGAAUCACUUCGAAUGGAUUGGUCAGCACCGUUACGUAUCUGCCGCAGACCGACUCGGAGCUGAUAACGCUCGCCUGCUGGGCCAGCAACUCGGUGGGACGCCAGACCAUCCCCUGCCUGGUGCAUAUACUGCCAGCAAAUCCACCGGAGGCGCCAAAGGCUUGCGAACUGCGCAACGACACCGUUUUGGAAGUAGUCUGUGUAGCCGGCAACGACGGUGGUCUCACGCAAUAUUUCCUGCUUGAAGUAAUUGGCGGCGAUCCACUUUAUGCCAACGAUGCGGGGCGCAGCUUCGCCGAUGCAAAUGUGGGCGACAAUGAGCUCUCCACCAUGAAUGAUCAGGCGACGUCAGCACCGGUACUUCGCAUGCAGGAGCCGCAACCGCAAUUUCGUCUCAACAGCUUGGAGCCGGGCCGAGAAUAUCAAUUUCUCGUGUAUGCCGUUAAUGCGAAGGGACGCAGCGAGCCGCCGGUCGUAAUCGAGCGUGUACGAGUGGCGGCACAAUUGGGACCGUACGACGAGUCCAUACUUUCCGAGGAUCCCACACCGGCGGAAACGACACACCAUUCAAGUGGCGGCCUGAGCGCCAGCGGUAGCGGCGUGGCGGUGGGGGCGGGCGCCAGCAUCAAUGUGCAUGGACAUGAGAAACAGCAGUCGCAGCUACUCAUACUGGCCGCCGUGGUGGCGAUAGGUGCCGUCAUUGUAACGUCAAUUAUCGUCGCGGGUAUUGUGGUCGUCUGCAGGCAUCGACCGCGACCACCUGAACCGCAGGAUGUGCGCAAAAGUAUGCGACCCGCCCGCAGUGAUGUGCCGUCCAUGUACAUCGAGGAGGACGCGCUGAACGACGAAGAGGCGCUGGCCAGUACACGCUCCGCCGACAUACGCGCCGCACGCGUGCUGCCCUCGACGCUGGGGCCGCGCUGCAGCGCCAGCACAACGAGCAGUCAACACCAUUACAUCUCCGAGGGUUUCAUACAGUACGCACAACCCAGCCUCAAUGACCCCGACUUGAUUUUGCCACGCGGUGAAAUGGAAUUCACGACGAUGGAYCCAAUGCUAAAGUAAGCAACUCGCCGCCGCAGAGAAGUUAAAAACUCAACAGCAACAACAAAAACAAUGUGAAACAAUGCAUUUUAAGGAAUUUCAGUUUGGUAUGUUCUCAGAUUGCAGCUCGAAUUUUUUUAUAAAACAAAUUUAGCGUAAAAUUAUUAUAGUUAAAAUAAAUUUAAGUUUUAGUCCAMUUAAGAGAGCAUAGUUAGCAUAAGUUGAGAGUAUUACAAAGAAUCAAAAAUUAAAGCAAAAAUUUAAAAAUAGUGUCUAUAAAAUUUGUAAAUAUGUA